This is a messenger RNA of Mytilus trossulus (common blue mussel), 1579 nucleotides long. Its product is annotated as mevalonate kinase-like. Lineage: Eukaryota; Metazoa; Mollusca; Bivalvia; Mytilida; Mytilidae. Gene Ontology annotation, molecular function: ATP binding; mevalonate kinase activity. Gene Ontology annotation, biological process: isopentenyl diphosphate biosynthetic process, mevalonate pathway; isoprenoid biosynthetic process. The transcript has 9 exons. Gene Ontology annotation, cellular component: cytoplasm; cytosol. The coding region runs from base 97 to 1269 and encodes 390 amino acids. The record is from RefSeq and is a predicted model, not a curated record.
CUCCCCUUGCCUUGAGAGUGCCGCAAACUAAAAUUAAAAGUAAACAAAACCACGUGAAACAGAAAGAAAUUGUAAAAUGAUAAGCAUGGUACAAAGAUGAAAGAAAUUAUAGUAUCUGCACCGGGAAAGAUCAUUUUACAUGGAGAACAUUCAGUUGUUUAUGGCCGGUCUGCCAUAGCCUGUAGCUUGAACAACAGAACAUAUCUAAAAUUGUCACACACAAAAGAUGAGCGUGUAUCACUUGUUUUCCCGGAUAUUGAUCUGACACAGUCAUGGUCUUUGGAAGAAUUAAAUUCAAUUCAAUUACCAAAAAGUUGUGAAAUUUUGAACCCAAAACCACCAACAGAAGAUGUGAUUAAACAGUUGAAAAAAAUAGCAGGAAUUGGAGCAACAGAAAUCAACAAUACAGCCUCCAUAGUAUUCCUUUAUAUAUAUCUGGCUUUGUGUAAGAACAGGAAGCAGGGAAUUGAACUAAAGGUCAAAUCAGAACUGCCAAUCGGAGCUGGCCUUGGUUCAUCUGCUGGAUUUUCUGUCUGUUUGUCCUCUGCAUUUUUAAUAUUUACUGGGAAUGUAUCAGCACCUGGUAGUGAUAAUAUUUGGAAAUCUGAUGACCUUGAACUUAUAAAUAAAUGGGCAUUCAUGGGUGAAACAUUGAAUCAUGGAACACCUUCUGGAAUUGAUAAUUCUAUAGCAACAUAUGGUAGAGCAAUUAAGCUGAAGUCAGGAACAGUCCACAAACUAGACAAAAUUCCAAAUCUGAGAAUCUUAUUGAUCAACACAAAGAUUCCUCGUUGUACAAAAGAUUUAGUUGCGGGAGUCAGAAGGAAAUAUGAAAUGUAUGAAGAUAUUAUAACACCAGUGUUAAACUCUAUGGAAGCCAUAGUGAGCAGAUGUGAAGCUGUUUUUUCAGACAUGACAGGGAACCAUGGUGAUGUCACUUCCUGUUAUAAGAAAUUGCAGGACUUGAUUGACAUGAACCAUGACUUACUGAGGUUUCUAGGUGUGAGUCACCAAUCAUUGGAAAGUGUUUGUAAAACAUGUCACCAGUAUGGACUACAUUGUAAACUGACCGGAGCCGGAGGUGGUGGCUGUGCUUUCUGUUUGAUUACUCCAGAAACAACAGAAGAGAUAUUAGAAACUGUAGAAACAGAGCUUAAAAAGCAGAACUUUGAAUGCUGGGAAACAAGUGUUGGUGGGAAUGGGGUAAUGUGUCAUGAUCCAGCAUGUGGUACAUUCAGUUCUAUACCAGACUUCUUAAAAACAACAUGAUUGUAAAAAAGAGAGAUAGGAUGAUUGGAAAGAUUAGCCUGAUAAUAUUUAUCAAAAUAUCAUAUAUGUUCUCCCAAAUUUAUUGGUAGAUACUGAAAUUUGAUCUUAAAGAUACAGUGUUCACAACACAAGUAGCAAGUCAUGCAUUCUGUGAAAUUUUGGCUAUCUAAACAGCUAAUAUCUAAAUAGAAGGUUUCUUUAGCUGUUAGAAGUGAAUUGAUUUGCAAUAUCCAAUAUAUGAUUAGAGAGGUUUAAAACAACACAGUAUUCAUCAUGUUCAUCUUAUGGGGACUCUCAUGUUUUUAUAUUU